Messenger RNA from Petromyzon marinus (sea lamprey), 1690 nucleotides. The record is from RefSeq and is a predicted model, not a curated record. Lineage: Eukaryota; Metazoa; Chordata; Hyperoartia; Petromyzontiformes; Petromyzontidae.
UGACGUCAGGACGUUGAGGUGACGUCAGGACGUUGAGGUGACGUCACGUCCUCUGAUCUGUAUAAUAUCGGCCACGUGACAACGGAGACCGGCUGCGCUCAUCGCUCCGAUCAGACGAAAGACAUCCUGAACCUCACUCGCCAUGGAUUUCCUGCCGGCGCUGUUCAAGUACAUCGAUGACAACCAGGAACUCUACGUGAAGCGUCUCUCCGAGUGGGUGUCGGUACCCAGCGUGUCCUCGUGGGCUGAGAGCCGCCAUGACGUUGUCCGCAUGGUGCAGCUGGCCGCCCGCGAGGUUACUCGGCUCGGAGGCAGCGUGGAGCUUGUGGACAUCGGCACCCAGACGAUGCCGGAUGGCUCCAAGCUGGCGCUGCCGCCCAUCCUGCUGGGCACGCUGGGCACAGACCCGGCCCUCAAGACACUCCUCAUCUACGGACACCUUGACGUGCAGCCGGCCCGGAUCGACGACGGCUGGGACACCGAGCCCUUCACCCUCACCGAGAAGGACGGGAAGCUGUACGGUAGAGGCUCCACGGACGACAAGGGCCCAGUGCUGGGCUGGCUGAACGUCAUCGAAGCCUACCAGAGCCUCAAGCAGCGGCUGCCAGUGAACAUCAAGUUCUGCCUCGAGGCGAUGGAGGAGUCGGGCUCCGAGGGGUUGGAGGAGCUCGUGGCGACUCGCAAGGAGAGCUUCUUCAGCGGCGUCGACUUUGUCUGCAUCUCGGACAAUUACUGGCUGGGCAAGAGCAAGCCCUGCCUCACUUACGGCUUGCGAGGCAUCACCUACUUCUUCAUUGAGGUGGAAUGCGCCAACAUGGACUUACACUCUGGAGUGUUUGGAGGCUCCGUUCACGAGGCCAUGACGGACCUCAUCGCCCUCAUGAACUCGCUGGUGGACAAGAACGGCCGUAUCCUGGUGCCAGGCCUCUAUGAGCAGGUCGCUCCGCUGAGCCCAGAGGAGGAGGCCUCCUAUAAAGACAUCGACUUCUGCCCAGAGACAUUCCGGCAGGACCUGGGGGCGAGCCGUCUCCUCCACCUCAGCAAGGAGCAGCUGCUGAUGCACCGCUGGCGCUACCCGUCGCUGUCGCUGCACGGCAUUGAGGGAGCCUUCUCGGAGCCGGGCUCCAAGACGGUGAUCCCUCGGCGCGUCAUCGGCAAGUUCAGCAUCCGCCUCGUGCCAGACAUGGACCCCCUGCACGUCGAGAAGCAGGUGAAGGCUCACCUGCAGGCUGCGUUCGAUGAGCGGCAGAGCCCCAACAAGUUGAGCGUCUCUAUGGGGCACGGUGCACGCGCCUGGGUCGCAGACGUCAACCAUCCCCACUACAUGGCCGGGCGACGUGCCGUCAAGACCGUGUUUGGCGUGGAGCCGGACCUGACGCGCGAGGGAGGCUCCAUCCCCAUCACGCUCACCUUCCAGGAGGCAACGCAGCGCAGCGUUCUGCUGCUACCCAUGGGCGCGGCAGACGACGGGGCUCACUCGCAGAACGAGAAGCUCAACCGCACCAACUACGUGCAAGGCACGAAGCUGAUGGGCGCCUACCUGUACGAGGUGUCUCAGCUGGAGUGAUCCACACCACCUCCUCGCUCCUCAACCACCUCGUCUCAACCACCUCGUCUCACCACCGCCACCACCUCGUCUUAAUGCAGCGCCCACCACAGCACCCACCACUCCCCGCAUCAGUAGCCAUCA